AUGGCGGGAGUUAUUGUUGUCAGCUCCGAGGAUCAGUGGAGGUCCAUACUCAACCAGGCCAAAGAUGAGGGUAAAGUGGUCAUCGUGGAUUUCACAGCGACUUGGUGCGGCCCUUGCCGGAUGAUCGGUCCAAUUUUUGAGCAAAACGCGACUAAAUUUCCAUCCAUCAUCUUCCUUAAAGUGGAUGUCGACGCUCUUCCGAAAGUGGCAGAGGAGUGCGGUGUUUCCGCCAUGCCGACCUUCCAUGUUUUCAAGGACGGGAAAAAGGUGGAUGACCUUGUUGGAGCCAACCCGGCGAGGCUUCUUCAGUUGAUCCAGAACUACGCCUAG
This is a messenger RNA of Closterium sp. Yama58-4, 330 nucleotides long. Lineage: Eukaryota; Viridiplantae; Streptophyta; Zygnematophyceae; Desmidiales; Closteriaceae. The record is from the annotation of a GenBank genome assembly.